UUUCCUGAACAAAAUGUGAAAAUGGCUUCUUAUAGUUGGAUUGAUUUGGGUAUCCAGCAUUUAUCAGAGUCUGUGUUUGUGGGACUGCGUCGCAUAGUGGGGACCUCUCAACAGGUGGCCAUGAGGAGAGAAAUACUUGAAAUGGACGAAGUGAUACAGGAUCAAGCUUUUUUAAGUGAUAAAUUUAAAUUGAUAACAAGUGGCAGUUAUAGGGAAGGAUUCAGGCUACAGGGGUCAGAUGUAGACAUGAUGAUCUGGUUAAAUCACUUCAAAAUAAUCUGGGACUUGGAUCAGGCUCAGAAUUAUGAUUUAAAUAGAAAAACACUGAUUCUCAGUGUUUGUUCGGAAAGUCCACCUGGAUUUGCUUUACUUGAAUUAUUGACAGAGACUAACCAGGUAUAUCUAAAGAAUUCAUGUAUAAGAAUCAAUGACAGACUCUAUAUAUCAAGUUCUAAGUUCAGAAGUAUUCAUUGUUAUUCUGGAUUUAGGGAACAUGGUCCUUGUAGUUAUGUUGUUCAAGCGGAACUAGAAUUUGACUUUGCCCACUGUUUUGUCUGACUUUUGGCCUCCUCCCGCCUUCCAAUGGAGAAACAGGUGUCACUCAUGGCCCCCGCCUCCUAUCAUUGAUGAAAUAGUCCGAAAAGGGUGUCAUUUUGUAGCAA
Molecule: messenger RNA, 662 nt
Organism: Saccostrea cuccullata (small rock oyster)
Lineage: Eukaryota; Metazoa; Mollusca; Bivalvia; Ostreida; Ostreidae
Exons: 2
Coding region: 22-558 (178 amino acids)
Source: RefSeq, a predicted model, not a curated record